Molecule: messenger RNA, 723 nt
Organism: Linderina pennispora
Lineage: Eukaryota; Fungi; Kickxellomycota; Kickxellomycetes; Kickxellales; Kickxellaceae
Exons: 2
Coding region: 1-723 (240 amino acids)
Source: RefSeq, a predicted model, not a curated record
AUGUCCGAUAGUGUUUCUGACGUGCUCACCUGGGCGACCCAGUUCUUCUGCAACAGAGACGACCAUGACAUAGUUAAAGACAUUAUGACGCUGCGCAAAUGCGAGCUGGCCGAUCGGGACACCGCUGACGUUCUCAGCGAUACACAGCCACUAGCACGUUCACGCAUACCUGGUCCGCCGUGCCCUCGCCAGCCUCAGCCCACUGUACCUUGGUUUCUCGGAAUCGGAAGAGUCGCUUCUCAAUACACAGCAGCCCUGGGUAUCGCCGCUGCCCUUGCAGCGGGAUGGCUAAACCGCAGCUCUCUGCGAUGCAGCCUGACCUGCGUCCGUUCUCUGAAAAGCCGGAUACAGCCAGACCACAGAGGCCUUCCUCACUAUAGAAGCCCGUCCACGCAGCCGGCGGAUGUCCCAGCAUUGAUAUAUUCGCUGAUUACAAUUGAGAAUGCGCGGCGAAGGCUUGCGCAGGAGUGGCUGAAGCAGUCAAAGGGUGAGCAGUCUGAGCGUCUGCUGCACCACAUUGUCAAGCGCAAUGCCCAGGCAGAGGCGAAGUUUGAGAGCAUCCUGGUCGCAUUGAAGGAGCUGGUGGUACUGCGUGCCAUCCGCGACCCAGACACGACCCAGAUCGGCGAGCUCAAGCAGGGUCUCGGCCGGAUCAGCUCCAAAGCAGCGCCUGACGUCGCGCAAAGGCACGUCUCUGGCCUGAUAUGGCCCAUGCACUGCUAG